Quercus robur (English oak) is the source of this 781-nucleotide messenger RNA. RefSeq lists its product as uncharacterized. Gene Ontology annotation, cellular component: mitochondrion. NCBI's taxonomy places the organism in Eukaryota, Viridiplantae, Streptophyta, Magnoliopsida, Fagales, Fagaceae. Bases 182 to 478 code for a protein of 98 amino acids. The transcript is spliced from 3 exons. The record is from RefSeq and is a predicted model, not a curated record.
AAACAAAAGAGAGAGGGAGAAAGAACGCAGCAGAGAGAGAGGGAGAGGGGGAGAAGGCCGGUGGAGAUCAAGUGUCGCCGGAAGGACAAAGCCAGCGGCGAUCGGCGUUCAGCAAGCAACAGCGCCUCGUCCGCCUCCCCACUAAAAGAAGAGAGCUCAACGAAGCCAAGCCAAGCCAACAAUGGCGUACUCAAAUGUAGUCUCGAGGUUAUCGUUGCGAUUACAACCUUUCGCUCUCAAACUCGGCAAAAUAUCGCUCUCUCCGCUCAAAUCCUGCUCUCAAUCACAAGCCUCUUCCUCUGCCUCCGCCUCCGCGGGACGCUUUUCCCGCAUUUCUCGGUUACCGUUGGAGUUAAGCAGCGUGGAAACGAUGAUACCGUUGCACAACGCGAUAGCUUCGGCGAGGCUUGUGUCGAGCUUGUCCACUGAUUCUCAGACCUGGAGUUUAGUUCCUCAAGGUAUAUCAAUGCCUUUAUGACAGAGUCUGGUGGCAGCAAGUUCAUAUUCUAGGCGGCAUUUCUGCUUGAGGGCAAUUUUAUUUUGUUCUGACUUUUGAGGCCUCUAUUGUACUUAGAUUGCUUCAUUCAUCUUCAUCCGUUUUUAUACUGUUUUUGAAUGUCCAUUACCAGGAGAGCCUGGAUGAAUUUUUGUUAACCAUGGUUAAGUUACUUUGUUCUGUAUGCCUAGCAAAGUAGUCUAUAGCUUUGCUCUCUUGUUAUUUAGAUAUAUUUACAAUUUCCAUGUGGCAUAUUUCAGGUGACUUAUCGUUUCCAUUUGAUAA